Drepanopeziza brunnea f. sp. 'multigermtubi' MB_m1 is the source of this 2067-nucleotide messenger RNA. The record is from RefSeq and is a predicted model, not a curated record. Lineage: Eukaryota; Fungi; Ascomycota; Leotiomycetes; Helotiales; Drepanopezizaceae.
AUGUCUGCCCCAUACAUCGAUCCAAGUUUAUCCGGACAAGCAGCCACAGGCCCUACUCUCACUCCUGGCUCAUCCGAGCCCGACACCCGCGAAGAUGGCCCAACCUCUAAGUCGAAGGCCCGAUUCAGGACCAUGGCUUUUCCCCGAAAGCGCGCUGUCACCGCCUGCGAUACGUGCAGAUGGAAGAAGACCAAGUGUGGUAACGAGCGCCCAGUAUGCGCAUCUUGUGCCAAAAACGAGUGGCCUUGCUCCUAUGAUCCGCGUCUGGAUCAUGCCUCCUUCGAUCCUGCGAGCUUGCUUAUCUUGGAGAAGCUGAACUUGACCCUGCAAAAGCUUGGCGAUCUCGACCAGGAAGUCAAGAGCCAGAAGACCUCCCGAGUUAUCGAUGAUCCGAGGUUUACCGCCAGGACGGCUACGACAAGCUCCCCGAGCGAUGUAGCCUUCAACGCCACUCCGUCGUCGUCGGCGUCGGUCGCACCGUCCGAUUGCCUCCAAGUGCCUACUGCGUUUGCAUCCGCCGAAACAAUCCUGAGUUGGCCCGUCUUCAAUAGCCGUUGGCCACGCAACUGCUUGUCCCAAGAGCUUCUGAUUAAUAGCCUCCCCACUGCGCAUCGCGAUCCAGACUCUGUUAAACGCGGCCAGGGCAUUAACGAAGAAAGCGUUCCAGGUCUCGUGGAACGCUUUCUACAGCUGGUACAUUCGAAGAACCCCGUGUUCCACACCCGACAGAUACGCGAGGCGGCAAGGCAUGUUGCCGAGUAUGGUAUUGGUUGGGAUGCCUCGUCAUGCGUUGUACUGCUCGCCUGUGCCUUGGGUGUUAUGGCGCGUCCAUACGACCCGUCACCGGAGGCAGGGCUCCUGAGCGAUCGCACUUCUCUUCUCGAAGCCUCUCAACUCUUGAAAACGAGUGACAUGUUCUACCAGGUCGCGCGAAAACGAAUUGGACUCCUUGAACCCAGUAUCGUGGCAGGUCAAUGCCACAUGCUUGCAGGUAUCUACCUCAUGUAUACUCUGCAUCCGCUCGAAGCUUGGGCUGCAUUCCAUCAAGCGGGCUCGGUUUACACACUGUACCUGAGAAGCAAGGCUGCGCUUCAAGAACGGAGCAAUGGUAUGGAUUUCACGCCAUCCAACUCCGAUAGACGUCUCGAGCAACGACUGUACUGGACGGUCUUGAAGUCAGAAUGUGAAUUCCGCGUUCAGCUCGACCUCCCGCAGUCAGACCUCUACAAGCUUGACUAUCCAUUCUUAUUUCCUAGUCCACCGAGUCCUAGUAGCCCCGUCGCGAGCCCAGAGGAUCAAAUAGGCGAUCCGGGGUCAGUCUCUGCAGCAUCAACAUCGUCGCAGCUCCAUUCUCUAGUUUCAGCCUCCAGUCCCCAGCACGCCGAAGAACAGACAUGGUUCUACUACCUGAGCGAGAUCUCAUUGCGGCGGAUCCAAAAUCGCGUCCUCAAUGCCUUCUAUAAAGAAGAUCAUCAACACUGGCUUCAGAUGGACCCUGCCAGCAUGAUCAGUGUUGCCGAAGAGAUCGAGGCACAAGUAGACACUUGUCACGCCUCACUACCCCUUAGCAUUCGUUUUGACGGGCUGGAGGAAAAGACCGACGAGCUACGCCACAUGACCCAGGGCCGCAUCGUGGAGAUACGGCGUCUACUCUAUAGACCCUUCCUCUACUAUGCAAUACAUGCCCCCCAUCAAGUAAGAAUGCGUUGGGACUUGACGAGCACGCUGAAAGGGUUUGUUCAGAAAUGCCUCGCAGCCCACCAGGCCCCGGCGGGCAUUGGACUGACCCACCGCCACCACGGCACCUGGUAUGAGCUCUGCGAAGCCUUUAGCAUCGCGAUGAUACUGCUGGCUGCGCACAUGGCCGAACUUAUCACCAUAAAUUUCCAGUCGUUGUCAUCACCCCAGCAGGCGGAAGAUCUAAGCGACAAUCAGCAGUACGCACGCACCCUACAGGUUUGUGUCGAACGGUUGCGAUACUGGGAGGCAGAAGCGUCACCAGAUAUUGCGUUGGCGCGUAGGAUUAUUGAAGAACUGUUGGUAACACAGCGGUUGGUGCACCAGUAG